This is a messenger RNA of Pseudogymnoascus verrucosus, 2884 nucleotides long. RefSeq lists its product as uncharacterized. The record is from RefSeq and is a predicted model, not a curated record. Gene Ontology annotation, molecular function: phosphatidylinositol binding; RNA polymerase II complex binding; ubiquitin binding. NCBI's taxonomy places the organism in Eukaryota, Fungi, Ascomycota, Leotiomycetes, Thelebolales, Thelebolaceae. Bases 678 to 2633 code for a protein of 651 amino acids. Gene Ontology annotation, biological process: termination of RNA polymerase II transcription. Gene Ontology annotation, cellular component: mRNA cleavage factor complex; cytoplasm. The transcript has 6 exons.
CUAUUAUACAUGUCAGUCUGACGGACUAACCUGAAUGCACUUCCCCGUUAAAGUACACUUUCACUUGUCCAACUUCGAUACUUUGGCGGUGAAUAUUCACUUCAUAUCAUAUCACCCAGAUCUUAUCGUAACCUAAAAUAGACUAGCGCCCGAUUUCACGCCAAGUUCAUGGUUUUGUUCAGGUCGCGGAUUCCGACCUGGACAACCUCACCACCACAACUCCCUCCUCCAUUUCCUUGAAAAGCACCCUCUCCUACAACUCCACCACUCGUUCACUCCCCCUCUAUCACCCCUCCCUCCCACCACACGACAUCACAGCCCCAGAGGCUCCAACGAAGACUAAUACUGGCGAAGGAGGUUGGGUGAAUCAUCGUUGCUUUGGAGGCCGUUGAGCAGAGCAGGCGAAGUUGUGGGGUACUACUACUUUGCGUUGUUGAAGGAGGAGGGCAAAAAGGCAUCAAAUACACGAUUCUAGUUCUCCCAGAGAGUUGAAAACUAUCUUGCAUGGAUGUAACUAGGUGCUGCUGUUGUUGAGACCAGAACCUGCCCCGUUGAACAACCGUGUGUGCUCUACGCGCUUCUCGCCGCACGCCCGCCACCGGGCCAAUUACUGCUUGUUUUCCUUUCACAUACUACAUCGUCGUCACACCUUUCUCUAUACUACAUAACCCAUAACCAUGUCUUACGGGGCGUCAGAUGAGGUGGCGGAGGACUUCAAGGUGGCGCUGGAGGACUUGACUAUGAACUCGAGAUAUGAAAUCAGCAAUCUUACUAUCAUCGCGAAAGAGAAUACAGAGAAUGCCCUCGCCAUUUCGGAGGCGCUGAAGGAUCAUAUUAAACGGACCGGCCCUUUGAAGAAACUCCCCGCGCUCUACCUCCUCGACUCGAUCGUGAAGAAUGUCGGCACACCCUACACACUAUUCUUCGGUCGGCAGCUGUUCUCGACAUUUAUGGAAGCGUACGCGCUGGUCGACAACAAUGUUAGACGGAAGAUGGAGGAGAUGCUGAAGACUUGGAAAGAACCAGUCCCCGGGUCGAUCGAUACACGCCCAGUGUUCCUCCCUGAAGUGACCAGGCCGAUUGAGAAUGCCCUCAUCAAAGCCAGGACGUCGGCCAUUCAAGCACAUCAAGAAUACGCCAGGCAACAACAACCACUCGCUGGCAAGAAUCGUCCAUCUCCAGUGCCUUUCCGAAACACAGCGACACCGCCCUUGCAACACCCAAAUAUGGCGGGGAACCAAUAUCCUGGCUCGCAAUACCCCCCGCCAUAUGGCAACCAGCAGCAACAACAACCCGCUCAAUACCAACCGCCGGCUGCGGCACAGCCGUGGCAACCUCAGCCUGCACAAACUCGGGGGUAUGGGGUGCUGGAUGAUAACAUAGACACACUGAACAGUGAUAUUGCACGUCUCAUUACUGCUGCAAAGAGUGAAUUUGCUCAAAAUCCAUAUGAUGGCAGUAUCCAGACAAGACUUAAGGCCCUGCUUGAUCUACAGAGCAUACUCGGCAGCCAAAAGCUGCCUCCUGAUCAGAUAGCGCUCAUAAAAGACCAAGUCAAGGCGCUGUCUGCUGCAUCUAAGCCGCAAGCGCCGCCGCCGCAACCUGCGCCGGCACCUGUACAAACCCCCGUAGCCGUAUCACAACCGCCUGCGCAGCAGCCCAGUCUUGCGUCUCUCUUGGGCGGCCAAAAUGCAUUGGCUGCUCUGCUGGCGAGGUCAACGUCGACACCUCGCGCGACUCCUCCACCACUACCAGCAAAUGUACAGCCAGCGCACUCGCAGCCGUCGUAUACACUCCCAGCAUACCCACCACCCCAGGGCCCUACGGCCAGGCCACCUUCAGCGACGCCAAACCCAAUGUCUCUCCUCGAUCAGCUGCGAGCUGCUGGAUUAUUACCCAGUGAACCAGCGCCGACGGCAACACCACCAAUCCGCCAAAUGCCACAGAUUCCUCCACCAAGCGCCUUCCCAGGCAUCUUUCCCCCCCCUCCAGUUUUACACGGUCAAACCGGCCAACUCCCCACGUGGGCUGGAGGUCCCCAGGCUGCCGUUGACAUCGUCCAACUCACACCUGCGUCGCUCAAGAUUCCCCGCCCCCACCUGAUCGGUCGCCUCUACGAGCGUCUCGGCAUCCCGUGCACCCAGUGCGGACGCCGCUUCCAGACCGACGAGGAGGGCAAGAAGAAGAAGGCCGCGCAUAUGGACUGGCAUUUCCGUGUGCACCAGCGUAUGGUCGAGGCGGAGAAGCGUGGGCAGCAUCGGAGUUGGUAUGUCGAUGAACUGGAUUGGAUCAAGUCCCGGGAAACGGACGAAGAGCACCUCGCCAGCGCCACCACCGACAAAGACGCCCCUGCCUCCCAGGGCCCGAAGAAACAGCAGUACCUCGCUGUGCCAGACGACCCGGAGCUGGCGAAUAGUCUCUGCCCGAUUUGUCAGGAGAAGUUCGAGAUGAAGUGGCUGGAUGAGGAGUUUGUCUGGAUGGAUGCGGUGAAGAUUGGGGAGAGGAUUUAUCACGCGAGUUGUCAUGCGGAGGCGCGGAAGAGUUAUCGUGGGACGCCGGAGCCGGUGUUGGGGAAGAGGAAGAAUGAGGAGGAGUUACUUUCUGUAAGGACGAAGAUCAAGACGGAGCCUUAAGGGGGGCCGCCGUUUCUCAGGUCUUGCGGAGGCUGCAAAACUGAAUGAGAAAGAUCACGUUGGGGUUGAACUCCCCAUCAAUAGACGCUCUUGAGUUGUGAUCUAGUCACCGGUGAACAAACAUGGCGGUACAUAGAACGCUCAUGGACUGAGUAUAUGAGAAGAGAGAAAGGAAUCAACUAGAGGGGCGGGGAGGGGGGAUGUAUUACAAUGCAUAGCGCACGGAGUUCAGGGCGCACUUUGUGCCAGAA